Thalassophryne amazonica is the source of this 1924-nucleotide messenger RNA. It is a transcript of the gene hnrnpa3, whose product is annotated as heterogeneous nuclear ribonucleoprotein A3. Bases 120 to 1196 code for a protein of 358 amino acids. Lineage: Eukaryota; Metazoa; Chordata; Actinopteri; Batrachoidiformes; Batrachoididae. Gene Ontology annotation, molecular function: RNA binding. The transcript is spliced from 11 exons. The record is from RefSeq and is a predicted model, not a curated record.
UCACUCGAACAUGAAUUCUCGAAAAAUCUUUGGGUUAUCACACACAUGGUACAGCAGGGGGCGCUGGGUUGUCACGUGAUUCGCCGAGCAGCGCGGUCGUUUUUACGGACAUUUGCGAAAUGGAGAAUCGUGACUCGAAAGAACCUGAACAGCAGAGAAAGCUGUUUAUUGGAGGUCUGAGCUUUGAAACAACUGAGGAGAGUUUAAGGGCCCAUUUUGAAGAAUGGGGUUCACUCACAGACUGUGUGGUGAUGAGGGACCCUAUCACCAAGCGAUCCCGGGGGUUUGGUUUUGUGACUUACCACUCUGUAAAGGAGGUUGAUGAUGCCAUGAAAGCGAGGCCUCACAAAGUAGAUGGCCGAGUUGUUGAACCUAAGAGGGCUGUGUCCAGAGAGGACUCUACUAGACCAGGGGCCCAUUUGACCGUCAAGAAGAUCUUUGUGGGUGGUAUCAAGGAGGAUACUGAUGAGACCCACAUCCGGGAGUAUUUUGAGAAGUACGGAAGGAUCGACUGCAUUGACAUAAUGGAGGAGCGGUCCACUGGAAAAAAGAGAGGAUUCUGCUUUGUGUCAUUUGAUGACCAUGACACUGUUGACAAAAUCGUUGCUCAGAAAUACCACACAAUCAACUACCACAAUUGUGAGGUCAGGAAAGCUCUUUCAAAGCAGGAAAUGAACUCGAUGGUAAAUAACAGAGGCAGAAGUGGAGGAUCUGGAAACUACAUGGGCAGAGGUGGUAACUUUGGCGGUGGUGGCGGUGGCGGCGGCGGUGGUGGUAACUAUGGCCGAGGUAACUUUGGCGGAGGGCGAGGUGAUUAUAUGGAUGACUUUGACAACGGUCCAGGUGGCAAUUAUGGUGGAGGACCCAGUUAUGGAGGAAACCGAGGAGGGGGUGGGGGUUAUGGAGGAGGUGGACAAGGAUAUGGGAACCAGGGCGGGGGAUUUGGUGGAAACUGUGAUGGGGGCUAUGGAGGAAACAGCGGAGGGUAUGGAGGUGGUGGUGGCGGUGGUGGAGGAGGAAAUUACAACAACUUUGGGAACUAUGGUGGACAGCAGUCAAACUUUGGACCCAUGAAAGGAAACUACAAUAGCAGAAACCAGGGGCCAUACGGCGGCAGCGGUGGUGGUGGUGGUGGUGGUGGUGGCUACAACUCAGGUGGCGGUGGUGGAAACAGCUAUGGCUCCCGGCGCUAUUAAAUAUUUCAUGCUUCAGUUCUUAGCAGGAGAGGCGAGGAGGUGAGCAAAGGAAAUGUCAGGAAAGCUGCAGGGUACUUUGAGGCAGUCAACUGAAAGCAUGUAGAACAACAUACAAGUCAGACAUUAACUGCAGCUAAAUUGGAGCUAUUUGUGGAAGAAGGACUGUAAAAUCAAAAGUACAGAAUAUACCCUUCCCUAAUUGUGAUAGAUGUUGCCCUACUAAGCUUCUUUUUUUUUUUUUUUUUUUCUUUUAUGCGUCUGAUGUGUAUGUAUUGUGCCCGUGGUAUCAGGAGUAAAUAAUUUUUUUAUAUAACAAACAGAGGGGAGAAAAAAAAAUCACAUCUUGCUAUUUCAAUAUUUUUAUGGUGGUUUAUUUUAUUUUUUUGCUAUGGGUUAGGUUACUGCUAUUCAGUCCAUUUUUAGUUUUAAUCUGUUUUUUGUCGAAUAGUAUCAUUAUCAGGCCUUCAGAAAAGCUGGAAUUACAGUUUUCUUUCUCGUUAUUUUUCAUUGCUUAUUUGCCAGUGUCAAUUGUACUCUGAUUUUGUAUGUGAAGCACAGUAUGUAAAUCGUGUGUAGUACUAGUGUCAAAAAAAUACCAGGAGCCUGAAUUAAAACUAAGGGAAUCCUCUUUUUUUUUUUUUUUUUUUUUCCCCCCACAACCAAUACAAUUUUAGAUUGUUCACACAUUUUCUUAGAAUUCGACCAAAUAAAAUUGUGUAGUAAAGUCA